Fukomys damarensis (Damara mole-rat) is the source of this 1075-nucleotide messenger RNA. RefSeq names its product thiosulfate sulfurtransferase like domain containing 1 (gene Tstd1). The coding region runs from base 237 to 677 and encodes 146 amino acids. NCBI's taxonomy places the organism in Eukaryota, Metazoa, Chordata, Mammalia, Rodentia, Bathyergidae. The transcript is spliced from 2 exons. Gene Ontology annotation, cellular component: cytoplasm. The record is from RefSeq and is a predicted model, not a curated record. Gene Ontology annotation, molecular function: thiosulfate-thiol sulfurtransferase activity.
CAAUUUAGGAUGGCGGUGGGGAUCGGGAGGUCUACAUUCCCUUCAAUUCCCUUGACUGGCUCUCAGCUUCCCGCUGAAGGGGUGGUCAGAGGCGGGUCCUGCAGCAGAACCGGUCUGUCCGGUUUGCGGGGACCAGUGGGGAGGGACAAGCAGCCCCUCCCUCCGCUUGACCUCCCAGAGGCCGGACAAUCGAUCGAGUCUCCUCAGUCUGCUGGAGACCUGGGAAGCCGCUGUUUAUGUCUCGAAUUCGAAGGUCGUUUGGCGGACUUCUAACUAGGCGGCUGCUUUUGCCCUUGAGUUUGGGAUGGGGCAGGAGAUGGCCACUAUCUGUUGUUCUGGGGUCCCUGGAAAUUUGUUCUUCGGCCAGGACCCAGCUCGGGCAGGCCCAGCUCCUGAACCUAGGAGCACCGUCGCUGCCACUGCUGGCUUUCUUCACCUCUCACCUUCUGGCCCCUCUCCCAGUGUCCGAGUUGGAAAGUGCCCUGCAGAUGGAGCCGGCUGCGUUCCAGCCUUUGUACUCGGCUGAGAAGCCAAAGCUGGAUGAUGAGAAUCUUGUCUUCUUCUGUCAGAAGGGCAGGCGGGGCUUCCAGGCCACACAGCUGGCCCAGAGCCUUGGCUACACAGGGGCUCGAAACUAUGCUGGGGCCUAUCAGGAAUGGUUGGAGAAGGUGGGGUAGGCAGCAGGUCGCUCCCUCCCACGGAUAUCUUCACAAAGGACAAACGACAAUGAAACUGAGGUGACUCCUUGCAGUGCUUUGCACAUGAAUAUCAAAUAAAGAACAUUUUGUCGAAGUAUUGGAAGGUCUUAAUUUCAGGUGGACUGAAAAUAGUUCCACUUGUAUUAAUCUAGGCUUCAUUUCAGCCCUAGAUCAUUUAUCUUUGCAGCAUUCAUCUACCCCACUCUGAACCACCAGAUUUUAACAAUUUCUUGAGAUGCUGAAAUUCUAGAAGAGUUUUCUUUUUAGCCCAGGUUGCAUGUACUGGUUUGUAAAGUAGCUUCAAAACAAAGCAACCUUAGGCUGGGGAUAGUGGUGAGCUCUUUAGUCCCAGCCACUUGGGAGGUUGAGGCAGGAGG